Phalaenopsis equestris is the source of this 1063-nucleotide messenger RNA. Its product is annotated as mannose-P-dolichol utilization defect 1 protein homolog 2. The transcript is spliced from 9 exons. The coding region runs from base 20 to 781 and encodes 253 amino acids. The record is from RefSeq and is a predicted model, not a curated record. Lineage: Eukaryota; Viridiplantae; Streptophyta; Magnoliopsida; Asparagales; Orchidaceae.
UUGUUAAAUUGUAAAUAACAUGCUCUCAUCGACAUUGAGAUUCCACUUGCAGCUGUUGACGGGAAAGAUAUCCAUGGAACUGGAGAUCUUAGGAAUGAACUUUGGAUGCAUUCUUGGAGCACUUGGCUCUGGGAAGUUACCGGAGAAGGACUGCCUUCUUCCGUUACUCUCGAAAGUCCUCGGCUACUGCAUCGUCGCUGCCUCAACCACCGUCAAAGUCCCUCAGAUACUAAAAAUAUUGAAGAACCAUAGCAUCAGAGGACUUAGUGUCACAGCAUUCGAGCUUGAGGUGGUUGGCUACACGAUUGCUUUAUCAUACUGUCUUCACAAGGGUCUCCCUUUUUCUGCUUUUGGGGAGUUAGCAUUUCUUUUAAUUCAAGCUCUAGUUUUAGUCGCUAUCCUCUACUACUAUUCAGCGCCACUUGGAGUUAAAACAUGGAUCACAGCUUUGUUAUAUUGUGCUGUAGCGCCUACAGUAUUGGCUGGUCAAAUAAACCCAGUUCUGUUUGAAGCACUAUAUGCUUCUCAACAUGCCAUAUUCUUUUCUGCUAGAAUUCCCCAGAUAUGGGAGAACUAUAAAAACAAAAGCACUGGAGAGCUGAGCGAUAUUACAUGUAUGUUGAACUUUGCUGGAGCUAUUGCAAGGGUUUUUACUAGCAUGCAGGAGAAAGCACCCACAAGUGUUGUUUUGGGUUCUGUUCUUGGUAUUUUGACAAAUGGCACCAUCUUGAGUCAGAUAUUUUUGUACCAAAAGCCUCCAGCAAAGAAGAAAACGCAGUAGAUCCUCUUUUACUCAUGUAUGAUUCAGCUUCUAUGAGGAAUCAUGGAGAAGCUUACUUGUGUCGAUGAAAAUUUGAAUUAAGUUGAAUAAGUUAUGAACAAAUGACAUGUUUACUCGAACUCGGCUCAUCAAUAAACCAGAUUCUUAAGGACACCUCGAAGAGAGACUCUCGAUUAUUGAUGACAUGGUUGUACUGAAAUCUGUCUAGAUUAACAUUAAGGAACAUUAUGAUUUAUUAUACUUGGCAUAUUGAUAGAUUAGUCUUGAGUAUGAAGGCACUGA